This is a messenger RNA of Nelumbo nucifera (sacred lotus), 947 nucleotides long. RefSeq names its product membrin-11-like. NCBI's taxonomy places the organism in Eukaryota, Viridiplantae, Streptophyta, Magnoliopsida, Proteales, Nelumbonaceae. Gene Ontology annotation, biological process: vesicle-mediated transport; vesicle fusion. Gene Ontology annotation, molecular function: SNAP receptor activity; SNARE binding. Gene Ontology annotation, cellular component: SNARE complex; late endosome membrane; Golgi apparatus. The record is from RefSeq and is a predicted model, not a curated record.
CCUGGUCCUUGCUUGCCAAUUGCCAUACAAGUUUUGCGAAAAGUACCUACACAUCCCUCGUUCUCGUUAUGUGUCAUCCAAAUAUCCAAUUCCUCCUCUUUAAAAUCAAAACGACCGCUGUCUUUCUCUCGAUCUCGGUAUAUGUUUGGAUUUCGUGAUGGCCGUGGAAGGAAGGACGUUGUCGGAGAUCUACCAGAGUUCGAAGAGAUUGUUACUAAAGACGAGAGGCGGAUUGGAGAGGCUCGAACGAUUCGAAUUUUCAUCCUCUAAUGGCGUCGACUCACCUGAACUCUCCUACGCUAUCAAGAGGGACAUCUCUCAGAUCCAAUCUCUCUGCGUCGAGAUGGAUCGUCUUUGGAGAUCCGUCGCCUCCAAACCCCAACGUGAUCUCUGGAAGAGAAAAGUAGAACAGGUGGCUGAAGAGGCUGACUCCUUGAAGGAAAGCCUAGAUAAGCACUUAUUACGCCAUCAGAAAAGGAUGAUGGAAGCUAAAGAAAGGGCUGAACUACUUGAGAGAGCUAAUGGGGACUCUGCUCAUGUUUUGAGAAUUUUUGAUGAUGAAGCACAAGCAAUGCAAUCAGCCCGUAAUUCAUCCAGGAUGCUUGAAGAAUCUUAUUCUACAGGGGUAGCUAUCCUUUCAAAAUAUGCAGAGCAAAGGGACCGUCUCAAGAGGGCACAAAGGAAAGCACUUGACAUACUAAACACAGUAGGGCUCUCCAACUCUGUACUAAAGCUGAUUGAGAGGAGACACCGCACAGACAAGCGGAUUGCAUAUGCCGGAAUGGUGGUGACAAUCAUCGUUGUGUAUGCCUUUUGGAGGUGGACACAUUGAUCCCCUAAUACGUAAACCGGUUUUUUGUUACAAAGUUAAGAUUGUUUCUCUUGAACGCUGUUCUGCAAGAUAUUAACAAAUAAAAAUAGAGAUGCAUUAAGCUUUAGUUGGGUUA